CUGAGGGCCAGAGAGAGAAGCCUGAAGGUCACAUUUGGCCCUUGACCCUGAGAUCCCCCUCCAACAUCCCAAGCAGGAUGCUCCACUCCACUCCUGAUACAUGCAUGAAUUCUGUAUCAUUCAAAGACUACUUGGGGUUUUCCCCCCUGCCCAUCUCAUCUGCUGGCCAAUCACAGCAGUGGACAACAAAGUCAGUCACAAACAUGGCUGUGGCCGGCAGGUUCUACCUUUCACCCUUGUCUCCAGUGGGGGCAGGUGGCGGACAUCUAGGAGGUGGAGCCUCUCAGCCUAGCCUACCUCACAGGGUUGUGACCAGUCAGAUGAAAGCAACCGUACUGCUGCACAGUAUGCAUGCACAGUAUCUUUGCAAGUGGUGGGGUGGAACCCAGAGCAAACUGGCGCUGCUUCCAGAGGCUCCCUUGGCAGCCCCACCAGGCCCAGUGGUCACCAACCAGCACGGAUACGAGCCAAGGAGGAAGCAAUCUUUGUAGUUUGUGUGUCCCCACUGUUUCUCAGCUAUGGAGCUUGGAGGGUGCGAUAGGAUCCAGCCUAUCAUGAUGCCUGUGUGUGCAGGCUAGAUAAGAGCCAUAAAGCACUUACACUUCAGAGAAUAAUAAAAUAUUGGUGGCCACUGAUAUGGACAUUACAUAUUUUGAAGACUGGGAGAAUCAAGGGCAGAAUAAUUCGGUGUUAUUGCCAAGCACCAGGAACCCAGGGAGCUGUGUGGCGUUACUGAUUAACAUGCUUCUUAGCAUUAUUUUCCUGACGUCAGCAUGGCUGAAAGCCAACUCACUAAUAAUCGCUCAUAUCAAUACCAGUAAAGCAUCGUGGAAACUGCAGCGGUUACUGUGCAGCCAGAGAUGAGCGCAGCAAGAUCUCAUUCCUCCCUGCAAAUGCUUGUUGGAAAGAGAAAGUUCCUCUCCUGGGCGAGCUAAAGAAGGAACAGACCAGGGUAAAUCUCUGAAAACAGCGGAAGGAAUGCAAAACACAGAUCCUCCUGAAGAAGAAAUGCAAAAUACAGGUGAUGUAGGACGCAUGGUUGGAAUUUCAGGCUCAGAGGGCCCAGCCUCUCCUGUGGGACGACCCAGCCUAGGUGCCCCAAAUCAACCGAGUCUGGACACGAACCCACCAAACUCUUUCCCUCCAUCCUUUUGGGUAGCGACUCCUCCAGACAGCCCUGCAGAGAAAGUGGACCUUGGGUGCUCCUCUGCAGUCCCAGCCGCAGACACAGACUGUGUCAUCUGCUUUAACCGGUACAGUCUUAGCAGACUGCCAAAACUUCUGGCUUGCCAGCAUCUCUUCUGCGCCGUCUGCCUGAAGCUUAUCCUGAGUAACGACGGGAAGACGUGGGAAAUUGUUUGCCCCAUCUGCCGAAAAGCCAGCUCCGUCUUUGGGGGCCUUAUCUGCAGCCUCCGCGAUAAGGAGCAAGCCGUUCCUGAGCCCUUGCCAAACCCUGGCUGGAAUGCAGAGGGUCUCUUUCCUUUGGAUGCUCGGAGAGGGAAGCCGCUGGCUCGUGGCACUUUCCAUGUCAACCCAGAUGAUGGCGGCAGCAGCAGCGAUAAUGUCAGGGUGGCUGCCAAGAGGCUGGUCUUCCUUCUGCUGCUCUCAGCCCUGCUCGUGGCCCUCAUUCUACCCAUCUUGGAUCAGGGGCUGCUGAAGUGGGCCAUCUGCAUCGCCAUGGGCUUGGGACUGGCCUUAGCUGGGGUGCUUUGCUUCAACCCAAAGUGGCGGUGCGGCAGCCUCUGUGGUUCUCUCCCGUCCUGGAGAAUGAGAGCGAGUCACAUCACCUCUGUCGCUGAAAGUUCCCCACACUGCAAUUAUUAAACUAUGGAACCUUCUUCCACAAGAGGUAGGGAUGGUCACCAACAUGGAUGGCUUUAACCUGGAUCCACUUGACCCGUGCGAUCGCCUUACUCCAUGUAAGCCCACUCGACCAUUUCAAUCUACAGAACUGGCAUUGUUACAGGUGCCACCUAAUACUUGUUUUACCUUUGUAAGAAAUCAUUUAGCAUGGCAAAACCUACACUUUGGAACUCCCUGCCUAUUGACA
This is a messenger RNA of Podarcis raffonei (Aeolian wall lizard), 2050 nucleotides long. RefSeq names its product E3 ubiquitin-protein ligase RNF186-like. The coding region runs from base 979 to 1824 and encodes 281 amino acids. The transcript has a single exon. Gene Ontology annotation, molecular function: ubiquitin protein ligase activity. NCBI's taxonomy places the organism in Eukaryota, Metazoa, Chordata, Lepidosauria, Squamata, Lacertidae. Gene Ontology annotation, biological process: protein K63-linked ubiquitination; protein localization to mitochondrion; protein autoubiquitination. Gene Ontology annotation, cellular component: endoplasmic reticulum membrane. The record is from RefSeq and is a predicted model, not a curated record.